Messenger RNA from Megalobrama amblycephala (Wuchang bream), 2228 nucleotides. RefSeq lists its product as uncharacterized. The transcript is spliced from 9 exons. Gene Ontology annotation, molecular function: ubiquitin-protein transferase activity. Bases 371 to 1417 code for a protein of 348 amino acids. The record is from RefSeq and is a predicted model, not a curated record. NCBI's taxonomy places the organism in Eukaryota, Metazoa, Chordata, Actinopteri, Cypriniformes, Xenocyprididae.
GGAAGUGAAAGUCCUGUUUGAUUGGGUUACUUGACUGAAACAUUAUUUCAAAAUGAAAACAUCAAGUGAGUUCUAGUAACCAUUUCAAGUCAAUUUAAAAUGAAGCAAUAACAUUUGAACCAAAAACAAUGCUGUUAAAUCAACCUCCAGGAAAUUAGCUAGCUUAUUAAACUCUGGACUAGACUAAGACCAGGACUAUUUUAAACCAUAAUUUAAAGGGCCAUUUUAUUUUAGGACUAGGCUUAAUCUCUGUCCGGGAAACCGCCACUUAUUGUAUGCAGAUAAAUUUUAGUAUAUUAAAAAGUUUUAAAGUUGUAAUGUACUGAAAGUACUGUUAACAUUCUAUUAAUUUUUAACAUUUGUGUUCAGUAUGUCUGCUUUUGAAAUAAAUGUAGGAGUAUUACUGAAUGUUUUGGUUACCCAGAAAUCUGUUUUUGUGCAGAUAACAAGGCAACUGAUGGAACACUAUCCAAAACUUAUGAAACUCACUGGAGGAUGGCUCCUGUACAAGGCUCUUGGUGGGUCAGGACAGCGAAAACUGAUGAUUGUCCCACCAGAAGCUGAUGGCUAUAAUGGCCAGUAUUUAAAAUCAUCAAGUGGAGGUGGAAAGAUUACCAUGUUUAUAGUUCCUCUUCAAGAGGAGCUAGAUACAAUGCCUCUUCCUUCAGAUGCCGAAGAAUUUCAGAAAAUGCCAAAAGCAACCUGCCAAAACUGCAGCUUGUCCAUGCCCCUACAGAUCUUGGCUAUGCAUGUUAAGUCAUGCAGUACUAUUGAAUUGUCCACCGAGGAUGAUACCACUAGUUCUGGAAGGUCUUCUCCUCUUCCUGUAUUCAAUGGAUCAGCAUUACCAAAACCCAUUUCAGAAGGUGGCAGCAGCACUAGUAAAGCAAGCUCCGAGUCUUUUCCUGUACCCACUACUGCUGGAUUGUCCUCGGCAGAAGCCAGCACUAGCACUAAUAAAUUAAAUUCCGAGUCUUUUUCUGUACCCACUACUGCUGGAUUGUCCUCAGCAGAAGCCAGCACUAGCACUAAUAAAUCAAACAAUGAGGCUGCCUGUCCACUGUGUCUAAAUAAUUUUCCAAUGGAUUAUUUAGAAAUUCAUGCCAGCUUUUGUGGUGAAAGUUUGGAGAAUUCCCAAGCACCGAUUUCUGAUCUGGAAGAUGUUUUUGAACCAUUUGGCUGUAAAAUCGAAAGCCUUGAAGAUGUUCUCAAAACCAUCAGUGCAGCCGUAAUUACAGAAGGGCAUAGAUUUGACAUCACCGUAUCGAGACAAAACAUGCUGGAGAGGGGCCUUGUGCAGUGGCAGAGGCAAAAAAAGUCAUCUCCCAUUAACAAACUGAAAGUUGCCUUUAUAGGUGAAGCUGGAGUAGACACUGGGGCACUGAGCAAGGAAUUUCUGACAGGCAUGAUUGCAUAACAUGAAUAAAAAUAUAUUGUAGAUCAGGGUUUUUCCAAAUAUUCCUGGAGUUUCCCGAUCACUGCAUGUUUUUAAAGUUUCUCUAUUUUUGACACAUCUGAAGUUAUGCGUUAAAAAUUAGUAGAACUAUGAUCUGAAGCAGAGCUGGGUUUCAAAUGGGAAUGGCUGGUGCUGUACAUGUGAUAAACUUUUACAAGUCAUGCAGAAUUGUUACAAUAACCAUUUUCUCAUUUAAGAAAUGAUCGGAGGCAUUGAAGGGCGUUUUUUUGAGGGGGGAGCACCAAAGUAUUCUCUGUCUGAUCUGGACAAAGGUCAUUUCAAGUAUGUAUUUUGAUACUUUAUAAGACAAUAAAUUUAAUCUCACCUUCUGUUAUUAAAUGUUUACUAUGUGAAAAAAACUAAAGAAAAAUUAUUUUGCUUAUUCAGGACUAUAGGAGAAAUAAUGGCGGUCAGCUUGGCCCAGGGUGGCCCAGCCCCAAACUUCCUUGCACAUUGGUGCUAUAAGGUCCUGUGUAGUGGCUCUCUAGAGUUUGCACACCUAGAAAAAAAUGAUCUGGGAAAUGGGCACUAUCGUGAUCUUACAGCACAGGUAUUUUUAUUUAGAUGAUUAUGAUAGACCGUUUUUUGAUGAAGACCUUUAAAUAUAUGCACAAUUAUUUCAGGUUGAAUCAGCUACAGAAAGCUCAAUUACAGAGCUCACAGAAGACAUUUUGAGCUGUGGGUAUCUCGGCGUAGUCAGCUUAGAGAAGAAGGAUGAAAUUAUCCGAGCUAUUAUCCUACAUGCCACUCUUAAGUUGAUCCCUAUGCUGCA